AUGAGCGCGAUCCUGUCAGCAGACGAUCUGAAUGAUUUCAUUUCGCCGGGGGUCGCGUGUAUCAAACCAGUUGAAACCCUUCCACCGAAAGAUACAAAGAAUCCAGAGGACGCCUAUGAAGUAACAACGGAAGACAAGGUCCAGCCCGAGGAUCUCCCCCCGGCACAGAUUUCUUUGACGGACUGCCUCGCUUGCUCUGGCUGUGUUACAUCCGCCGAAGCAGUGUUGAUAUCACUCCAGUCUCACGCCGAGGUCCUCAAUACACUUGACGCGCAUCCGGAGAUUCCCUUGAUGCAUGAGCAUCAUGGGGUGAUGGUCAAUAAUACCGAAGACUCUGGAGAGGGCAAAAUCUUUGUGGCCAGUGUCAGCCCGCAAGUCAGGGCAAGUCUGGCAACAACCUAUGGGAUUUCGGAGAAAGAAGCGGGGUACAUGAUCAACCAAUUACUUAGUGGCCCGCAGGGCUUGCGAGGUGGGGGUAAAUACGGAAAUGGGUUUACAUGGGUUGUCGACACCAAUGCUAUGCGAGAGGCCGUGCUAGUGCUCACUGCAGACGAGGUUUCGGACUCGCUCAACUCGUCAACAGCGAGCCAGUCGGCUGACUCUCUUCCCGAACGACCUAUUUUAUCCUCAGCUUGCCCUGGAUGGAUUUGUUACGCUGAGAAGACUCACCCUUUUAUCCUUCCACACCUAUCUCGGCUCAAGUCCCCGCAGGCUUUGUCGGGGACGUUUCUCAAAACCGUUUUGAGCAAGUCUCUCGGGGUCCAUCCUUCUCGGAUCUGGCAUUUGGCAGUCAUGCCCUGCUUUGACAAGAAGCUAGAAGCUAGUCGAGAAGAACUCACAGAUGUGUCAUGGCGACAGGGAGAUUCCACGGACUCUGAGACACAGCCUGUUCGCGACGUAGACUGUGUCAUCACUGCUCGUGAGCUUCUAUCUCUGGCUUCGUCUCGAGGGUUCUCACUACCAAACUUGCCUUUGCAACCUCUGCCUUCGUCUUUCACCCCACCCUUCCCUGAAAAGACCCUCGAUUCUUUCCUUUCCUUCAAGCGCUCUCGGGCGGAACAAUCUAUUGCUACAGGUACCUCUGGAGGCUACCUACACCACGUGCUCAUGACUUUCCAAGCUCGCAACCCAGGCAGCGAACUUGUGAUUAACCGCGGACGCAAUGCCGAUGUCGUGGAGUACGUGCUCAUGUCUCAAGAGGGUCAAACCAUUUUGAAAGCAGCUCGCUAUUACGGUUUCCGAAAUAUCCAAAACCUUGUCCGGAAGCUCAAGCCCGCACGUGUAUCGAGGCUUCCUGGCGCAAAACCAGCCGCCAGACCUGCCGCCAGACCUGCCGCAGGUCGGCGCCAGCCUAUAUCUCGUAACGCCGUGUCCACAAGCAGCUCAGGAUCAGACUACGCCUACGUGGAGGUCAUGGCCUGUCCGGGUGGGUGCACGAAUGGCGGUGGCCAGAUCCGAGUCGAAGACGCCAGAGAAGUCAUUGGUCCUUCCCAAGGAGAGGCACUAGACGCAUCUAUGAAGCCAUCACCACAUGAGCAGCGCGUGUGGCUUGCUCGAGUCGACGAGGCUUAUUUCUCCAUGGACUCUGAGUCUGAGCCUGAACUGGAGACUCAGUAUCAGCUGUCUUCAUUGGCUGACAAGGAGGCUAAAAUACAUGCAGGCUUGCGGUCCUGGUCAGAAUACAUGAACAUCCCCCUCUCUAAGCUCGUCUAUACUACCUACCGCAAGGUGGAAAGUGAUGUUGGCAAGGAUCAAACACCUGCUAAUGAUACAAGUCGGGUUGUGGAGCUUGCGGGGAAGAUUGGUGGUGGUUGGUAA
This is a messenger RNA of Penicillium samsonianum, 1818 nucleotides long. RefSeq names its product iron-sulfur cluster assembly protein NAR1 (gene nar1). The record is from RefSeq and is a predicted model, not a curated record. The transcript is spliced from 2 exons. Bases 1 to 1818 code for a protein of 605 amino acids. Gene Ontology annotation, biological process: iron-sulfur cluster assembly. Gene Ontology annotation, molecular function: 4 iron, 4 sulfur cluster binding. NCBI's taxonomy places the organism in Eukaryota, Fungi, Ascomycota, Eurotiomycetes, Eurotiales, Aspergillaceae. Gene Ontology annotation, cellular component: cytosolic [4Fe-4S] assembly targeting complex.